Chilo suppressalis (striped riceborer) is the source of this 2725-nucleotide messenger RNA. Lineage: Eukaryota; Metazoa; Arthropoda; Insecta; Lepidoptera; Crambidae. The record is from the annotation of a GenBank genome assembly.
CGCACGCCACUGUAGGGAACGCACGCGCUUGCGUCUGCGUCGCGAGUGUGCCAAUCGAUCUCGUGUGACAGUGACAUGGUUUUGUGUUUUUGUUGGAUUUCCACACUCUGACUUUGUAGACGGCGUGUGUGAAGAAGCUGCAUGUGCGGUGAUGCGCCGCGAGCGCCCGGGAUCGACACAUGCAUGCCGCCCGCGCACCCGGUGUGGUUGUGAUGAUAUGGUGGUGGGCGUUGGCGCUGCUCGCGCUCGCGACGCCCGCCCGCCCCGCGCCCCGGGCGGGCAACGGUGAGCUCCUUUACAGUUACCAAAUGUCGCGCAAGUCAUGCGAGGCGGGGGGCGCGCGCGGCGCCUGCCUGUGGGUGCAGGAGUGCAACCGGCUGGGCGGACGGCACGCCGGCGUGUGUGUCGACAGAUUCAUGUUCGGAUCCUGCUGCCUCCUGCCGGAGAAGCCGUUCAACCUAGAAGAAACACAACCUCCAGUCACAGUCACCGAGAGGCCGUACUCAUCGCCACCUAGCGGCGCGCACAGCACAACAAACAAGCCCUACGAGGCCUCGACACAAACCAUAGCGCGGCCCAACUGGCAAACUCCGCGCCCGUCGUUCAUGACCAAGCCGAUAGAUGGCGCCCCCACGUCAUACAGCUAUAGGCCGCCAGAAAUAAACUUACCUACAUUAGACAAUUUAGACUCGAGUAGCGAAAAAAAUAGUGAUAUAGUUAAUAAAAUACCUUAUAACAGUGUAAAUAAGUACCAAAAUGUAAAUAGGCCGAGUGGCGAUGAAACUAGUCCCAACAAUAAGAUUUCGUCUAGUCUUAGUAUAUUACCGGGCGCGCGGCCAAUGGCCGUCUCUGAACAACACGCGGAAAAUAGUAUUUCCUCAGCGCAAUUCAUGUCGAGGCCGAGCAACCUAAACACGAUACACUGGCAAGCGACCACAGAGCCAGCGUUCAUCACCAAGCCGCGGCCUUCCAACUGGGAGAAACCAGUGGGCAAGCCCAAGCCAACCAAGAAAUUCACCACCACAACCAACAAGCCGCACAAGAACUACAUGAAGCCGAAGGAGCCGAUGUCGAUGGUGUUGGUCAACAAGACGGAGGAGUCUACACCAGCGCCGAUGCAGACAACAGCGGCUACUAACAGUGUUGAAUGCGGGGUGACAGCAAUGUGGCCGCGACCAGAGACCCGCAUCAUGGGCGGCAAGGACUCCAGUUUUGGGCGGUGGCCGUGGCAGGUCUCCGUGAGAAGAACCUCUUUCUUCGGCUUUUCCUCCACACACAGAUGUGGUGGAGCUAUCAUCAAUGAAGGCUGGAUUGCUACAGCUGGACACUGCGUCGACGAUCUUCUCACUUCACAAAUAAGAAUACGUGUUGGAGAAUACGACUUCUCUUCGAUAUCGGAGCAAUACCCAUUCGUCGAGAGAGGAGUCGCUCGCAAAGCGGUCCAUCCGAAAUACAACUUCUUCACCUACGAAUACGACUUAGCGUUGGUCAAAUUGGAGUCGCCAGUUCAGUUUGCGCCUCACAUAUCACCGAUUUGUCUGCCGGCUUCGGAUGAUUUGCUCGUCGGGGAGAAUGCCACGGUGACUGGUUGGGGAAGGCUAUCCGAAGGUGGAGUGCUGCCUUCGGUAUUACAAGAGGUACAAGUGCCAAUAGUGUCGAACGAGCGGUGCAAGUCGAUGUUCCUGCGAGCGGGGAGACACGAGUUCAUCCCGGACAUAUUCUUGUGCGCCGGACACGAGCGGGGAGGUCAUGACUCCUGCCAGGGAGACUCGGGUGGACCGCUACAGGUAAAAGGGAAAGACCAAAAGUACUUCCUAGCCGGCAUCAUUAGCUGGGGCAUCGGUUGCGGCGAAGCGAAUUUACCCGGAGUCUGCACAAGAAUAUCCAAGUUUGUGCCUUGGAUUCUACAGACAGUGAAUUCCUAAAAUUUGGACGAAACGAAAUUGACUGUUGUGUUUACCAUACAAAUUUAUCAUAAUAUUAAUGAUACCAUAGUUUUCAGUGGUGUGUUUUAAUUGAAACAAGUCAUGUUGUUGAAGACAAACGACUGAAAAGACAUUACGAAACUGAACGCGCAAGUGCAGUGAAGUUACCUUCAAAAAUGUUGAUUGGAUUCAACGUUUUCUGAGGCGUUUUUUUUCAAUUAACCAUCAAGAUUUUUAUGCAGAAAUUCUGUAUAAAAUCUUAUCGACGUAGCUUCGAAAGCUAAUACUCGUAAACGCCUUUCUAAAUGAGAUUUUAGGCUUAAAGAUUUUCUGCCUACCGCGCUUGUGACCUAAAAAUGUUUAUGUAAAUAAUUCUGUGUACUUAAAGAACGAUGUAAUCUUACUUAAGUGAUUUUAGUUAAUAGUUAAGCUAACAUUUUUAUGUAAAUACACUGUAUACGUAUUAUCUUGCCUUUUUUAUAUUUUUCAUAUUUUUAUAUUAUUAUUUAUAAGUAUACAGUAUUACUUUGUUUCCACUUUUAUAGCUUGUAAAUAUGACAAAACUGUUAUUCGUACUACGAUCGCGUUUCAAAUGUAUUUUUAAUAGAUUUUCAUUUAAUUUAGACGCUUUAAGCUAAAAAAGAUUUACCAGACCUCACAAGUUAUGCAUUGCUAUUGUAUUUAUGGCACCUAUGUGAUGUUUGUCGAUUAUUAUAUUCUAUUAUAAUUUUGUUUGAAUGAAUAGUUUAUGAUGACGUUGAUUUAAUAUUGUUUAAAUGAAAUAUUAAAAUAAUAAUUAA